Molecule: messenger RNA, 590 nt
Organism: Neogale vison (American mink)
Lineage: Eukaryota; Metazoa; Chordata; Mammalia; Carnivora; Mustelidae
Gene: DBI
Product: diazepam binding inhibitor, acyl-CoA binding protein
Exons: 4
Coding region: 107-370 (87 amino acids)
Biological process (GO): fatty acid metabolic process
Cellular component (GO): mitochondrion
Molecular function (GO): fatty-acyl-CoA binding
Source: RefSeq, a predicted model, not a curated record
GCCUGCGGCUGCGCCUCUAAAGGCGCUGCGAGUCGAGUCGUGCGCUACUGUUUCCUGCUCUUCGCCGCCUCCGCGGGCUCACCGGUUUUCUCCAGACGCCUCCAGCAUGUCUCAGGCUGAGUUUGACAAAGCUGCGGAGGACGUUAAGCACCUGAAGACCAAGCCAGCAGAUGAUGAGAUGUUGUUCAUCUAUGGCCACUACAAACAAGUAACUGUGGGUGACGUAAACACAGAACGGCCUGGGCUGUUGGAUCUCAAAGGCAAGGCCAAGUGGGAUGCCUGGAAUCAGCUGAAAGGGACUUCCAAGGAAGACGCCAUGAAAGCUUACAUCAACAAAGUAGAAGAACUAAAGAAAAAAUACGGAAUAUAAUGGACCAGAUUCAGCUGCCAGCAUUUCAUCAAAACUGAUCUAAUGCCUUGUUUUUCUAAUACUGUGGAUCACAUGAAAUAAUGCAAAUAGCCUGUUAACCUCAGACCCAAAGACCAUGCAGGGCAUGGCUCCAACAGAAGUAGGGGCUGCCCUGGGUUCCUGACCUGCGCUGAGUAGUUUUUAUCCAUAGACCUAUUAAAAGUGCAUUUGUUACUUUAAA